AUGACGCGUCGUCGCUUCUUCUUUCUUGUAGCUGUAGCCUGCCUGAUCCAUGGCUUGGGCACGCCGCGCGGGUGCUCUGCUGCGCCAACCGCGGCGCCGUCCUCCGGUUCCUCCUCGUGCUCGGCUGCCGUCACGUGCGGCAAGGUCAACAUCACCUACCCGUUCCAUCUCCUCUCCGACGGCGGCGCGGCCGCCGCCUUCUGUGGCUACCCCGGGCUGGGCCUCGACUGCGUGGACGGCAACACGACGGUGCUCCGUCUGAGCACCAACAACAACACCGUGCUCACCAUCAACUACCCGGCGCGCACCAUGUUCGUGGUCGACUCCGGCAUCGCCCGCGCGGGGUACGACUGCCCGAGCGUCGCGCACAACGUGACGGUCGCGCCGGGGUCCGGGGUGCAGUUCACCACGUCGGACGCCAGCCUCACCUUCCUCGUCGGCUGCGCGGGCAGCGGCGGCGGCGACGGUGCCCCGCCCUCGGCGUGCCUCGACGGCUCCGCGCCGAUAGGCUGCGGCCUCAGCGGCGUGGCCGGGGACGGGGAGAGAUCUUACGUCUUCCGGGGCGCCAGCGCCACCGCUGCUGCCGCGCUGCCGGGAGGAAGCGAGUGCGCCAGGUACUGCCGUGGCACGGUGACCGUGCCGGUGUACGCGGCGCUGUUCGACGUGCCGAGCUUGUCCAACCUGUCCACCAGCUACGCCAGGGUGCUCAAGAACGGGUUCGAGUUGAGCUGGGACAGGAGCUUCGACGAGCAGUGUGGCCCGUGCGAAAGCUCCGGCGGGUGGUGCAGCUACAACCGGACGACCACGGCUUCUGGCGGCGGCGGCGGCCCGUUGGUGUUCAGUUGCAUCUGCCCCGACGGACGGUCAAGACCAAGUGACUGCGGGCAUGGUAUCACAAGGAGGAAAAUCAGAACAUAUGUAAUAGCGUCAACAACAAGUAUGGCUUUCGUGCUCCUAUUGUUUCUGGCAUAUCUCAUGCAUCACAAGAGAACCUAUGGCUCAUUCGUCUUCUGGAGAAAACGAUCAUACAUUUCACCAAGAGUUGAAGCCUUCCUGCAAAGAUAUGGUUCUCUCCACCCAAAGGUUUACUCCUAUAUGGAAGUGAAACGGAUGACUAAAUCAUUCGCGCAUCAGAUAGGGCAAGGCGGAUGUGGUGUUGUCUACAAGGGCAGUCUCCCUGACGGCCACUUGGUUGCUGUGAAAAUGCUCAAGGAGUUGAAAGGGGAUGAUGAGCAAUUCAUGAACGAGGUAGCAAGCAUUAGCACCACGUCUCAUGUCAACAUCGUGACUCUGCUAGGGUUUUGCGUACAAGGUUCCAAGAGAGCUCUCGUGUACGACUACAUGACAAAUGGUUCACUUGAGAGAUUUAUCUUCAGCAAGCACUUAGAGGACAAGAAUUCUCUUAGUUGGGGCAAACUAUUUGAGAUUGUGGUUGGCAUUGCAAGAGGACUAGAAUAUCUACAUAGAGGAUGCAAGACUAGAAUUGUGCAUUUUGACAUCAAGCCCCACAAUAUCUUGCUUGAUGAAAACUUUUGUCCGAAGAUAUCCGACUUUGGAUUGGCGAAAUUAAGUGUACAAAAGGAGAGCACUAUCUCCAUUGGUGUAGCAAGGGGCACAAUUGGGUACAUUGCACCGGAGGUUUUCUCUCGACAAUUUGGAGUUGUUAGUAGCAAAUCUGAUGUCUAUAGCUAUGGGAUGAUGAUUCUUGAGAUGGUUGGAUCUACAAGAACCACAAAUAAUAAUACUAACUGUGAGAGCAACGAUGAGCUCUAUUUUCCUCGGUGGAUAUAUGAGAAUUUGGAUCAGUAUUGCCUUGAUGCUUCUGAGAUGUCUAUGAGUGAUAGUGAGGUUGUAAGGAAGAUUAUUGUUGUUGGGUUGUGGUGUGUACAAGUGAUGCCCAUCGAUAGGCCUUCAAUGAGUCAGGUAGUUGAGAUGUUGGAGAGUGACCUAAAAGACCUUCAGUUGCCGUCCAAGCCUCUUACCCCUUCUUCGUAA
Miscanthus lutarioriparius is the source of this 1995-nucleotide messenger RNA. The record is from the annotation of a GenBank genome assembly. NCBI's taxonomy places the organism in Eukaryota, Viridiplantae, Streptophyta, Magnoliopsida, Poales, Poaceae.